AUGUCGUCAUCGGAUAACCUUCCCCUUAACGAACUCGAGAAGGAAUUACUUGACCCAUCAUCGGACUGUUAUUUGGAAAACCUAUUAGAUGUGGUGUCAGCCCUGGUUACUGAUUGUGACUUUCCAUCUGCGAAAAACUCUAAAGGUGUUCAAUCCUUCCUCAAAAAAUACAGUCAAGCAGCUAAAAUUAUUGAAUCACGUCGAACAAAAUACACGGAUUUUGAAUUGAUUAAAGUCAUUGGCCAAGGGGGAUUUGGUCGAGUGGAAUUAGCUCGACACAAACGUACACGACGCGUGUAUGCCAUAAAAUUAAUGAGUAAACAACACCUAUUGGAUCAUAGUCAAUCCGGUUAUUGGGAAGAACGUGAUGUUAUGGUAAAAGCAUCAAGUGAAUGGUUAGUAGCUUGUCAUUAUGCAUUUUUGGAUAAAGACAAUGUCUACUUAUGCAUGGAAUAUAUGCCCGGUGGAGAUUUAUACUAUUGGCUAGAGAAAUAUGAUACAUUCGAUGAGACAAUAGCACGUUUCUAUCUGGCUGAAACAGUACUCGCCCUAGAAGCCUUACAUCAAUUGGGUUUCAUUCAUCGUGAUCUAAAACCGGACAAUAUGCUGUUGGAUGCGAAAGGACACUUGAAACUGGCUGAUUUCGGUUCAUGUGUACGUGUUGGCCAAGAUGGUUACUACUAUUGUACCUCACCGAUAGGUACACCGGAUUAUAUUAGUCCAGAAAUGUUAAGUUGUCAAGCGAAAGCCGGUAAAAUUGGUCCUGCAUGUGACUGGUGGGCGUUAGGUGUUAUUGCCUAUGAAAUGUUUUUCGGUGAACCAGCCUUUUAUGGCCAGUCUCUAGUGGAAACAUACAGUCGUAUUCUUGCCCAUGAGAAAUCCCUACGUAUACCAACGGAUGCUGAUCCAAUCUCUCCGGAGACGGAACAAUUCAUUCGAGAUCUAUUGAAAUCGCCGACAACUCGUUUAGGCUCAUUCGAUUUGUUAACAGAAGCUGAGAUAAUCACGGCAAAGAGUAAUAAAGCAGUGGCUGCAGCUCAACAAGUUAAAUCACACGCCUUUUUUAAAUCGAUCCAAUGGGAACAGCUGAGGUCGGAGAAUCCACCGAUUCAACCGGUUGUCAACUCUGAGACAGAUACAUCGAAUAUUAACUUUGAUGAAAGAGAUUUAAGCUCAGAUAAUGUAGGCAGUGGUGGCGGUGGUGGUGGGGGAAGUGGUAUGAAAUUACCGCAUAGUGGUGGAGCAUUUGCUCCAGCUCGUCCACAGACACCAGCUUAUUUCACAGGGAGUAAUUUAUCUUUUGCCGGGUUUACAUUCAAUCGUUAUCAUAGAUAUUUGGAAAUGUUCUCACGUGUUACGAACACCAACAACACGACGACGACAAACAACAAUAAUAAUAGUACUGCUACCAAUGAUAAUCAGCCUCUUGAAAGUGGGCUAGUAGAUACACAAUCAUCAAAACAAUUGACUGAAGCUAUAGAACGUCAAAAGUUGACUGAAGAAACCCUGAACAAUUUAAAACAAGCCUUUCAAAAUCUACAAUGUCAAUCAAGUAAAGAUCAGUUGAGUCUAAAAUCAAUGAAUCAACAAUUAGUUGACUCACAGAAUGAAGUGAAACAAUUAAAAAGUGUGAAAACAGACUUUGAAUGUCAAUUACUUGAUUUAAACAAUCAAAUAAAUAAUUUACACUCGGAACGUGAUGCGCUACAGGCGAAGAUUAAAGAAUUAGAAGUACAGUGUCAAACAAUAACACUGAAUUAUGAAACAGAACAUCGUGAGUAUGCAGGCUUGAAGAGUGACAAGGAGGCAUUGGAUCAACGUAUCCAGCAGUUGGAAAAAGAAUUAUUAAAACAACAAAAAGAUUUGGAGACGAUGUCAGCAGCAGCAGCAGCAGGGAAACAACCGUCGAGCGAUACUUCACCUACUACUGAUAAUGAUACUACUCAAAUGAUUAAUGAAUUGAAUGACUUAAUAACAAAUUUAAAAGUACAAAAUUCUACUCUCCUCUCAGAAAAUCAAGAAGCCGAGAAAAAGUGUACAGCGCUAAUGAAUGUUGUCUCUGAAUUGCGUAAAAAUCUUGAAGAACAAGUGAAAGAAUUAACGGAUCAAUUGCAGACUACGCAAGAGUUGAGUUGCACUCAUUUAACUAAAUAUAAAGAAACUGCGGAUUUACUUGAACAAAGUAAAUUAACCAUCGAAAGGUUGCACAAUGAUUUAAGCGUAUCUCAAGCGAAUCUUGAUAAAACACUUCAAGGUAAACAGACAAUUGAAGAGGAAUUAAUUCAGAAAGACUCUGAAUUAUCUAUGGCACAAGUACGUCUACGUAGUUUAGAAACUAAUCUAGACUCGGUACGUAAACAUGCUGACGAGGAGAUUCAUCGAUUGAAUAGUCUAGUGAAUCGACAAGCUGUAGAAAUGAAUGAUCUCUCCAAACAACUUGAUGAAAUGCGUAAUUGUUGUGCUAAUGUUGAAACAACCAAUGGUCGAUUAACUGAACGUGUUCAACAGUUGCAAAAAGAUAAAGAAAUCCAGCAGCGUAAUCUUGAUACACUAGUUGAAAAAUUCUAUAGUGAAAUGAAAACGCGUACAAUUCCACCGCCAGUCAAAUCGAAAAUUGUCAAUCGUGAUGAAUAUAAACAGUUAGAGAAAAAGUAUAAAAAUCUUCAGUCGACAACACAAAAAGAUAUUGCAAAUUUACAUGCUACAAUUGAACAGUAUAAAAAAGACUUAGCUGAACGAAGUAACUUGAUCACUAGUCUAACGGAAGAAUGUCAAAAUAUGUAUAAGGAGCUGGGUCAACAAAGACAAUUGGAGAGAAAUUUACGUGCACGUCUUGAUUAUUAUGUCAAUCCACAUUCUACUACACUAACAAAAGAUGGGAAUUAUCAGCAACACCAACAACAGAAUUCUUCAACAGUGUCUAUACGAACUGCUGCCGGCGGAGAUAAUAGUGGUGGUGCUGGGGAUACAACACUUUUGUCAGCUGCUGAAGAAAACUCUGCCCAACCAUCUCCUUGUGUGGAUACAUCUGUCAUCACUGGUGGCGGUGGCGGUGGCUGUGGUAUUCCAUCGAAUAUAUUGAAUAUUAUCCUUGAAGAUAUUGUCGAUAUUGAUAGUAAAGGACGUGGAAAGCAUAAGUUAAUCUGGCUACCGAAAUAUGCUGUACUGAAAAGAUUUUCACUAUUAUUUUAUCCAUCUCGAGCUGAACGUGAAUCGAAUCCUUCACUGGCUGAAGAAAUUCCACUCUAUUGUAUAAUGCAUGUCCGUGAAGCUACUGAAUUAGACCUAAUCCAUGCGAAAAAAGAAGAUCUGUGUAAAACGAUACAAAUAUUCUAUCAAAAUCCCACUACUACUACUACUACUACAGCGGCUGCUGCUUCCAAAGUAGUACAGCACGUUUAUGAUUCAAAUAACAAUAAUAAUAAUAAUAGUAAUAAUGAAGACACUGAAUUAGAUGUCUGUGAGACUAGUGUAACAUCUUCUGGCACACAAAAUUCCCUACAACUAUCUUCAUCAAUGUUGAAGUCUUCCAGUAGAUCCAAUCAAGAUCAUACUACUACAACUAAUAAUAAUAAUACUAGUAACACUAUUACUACUAAUUCAACAAACAUUCAAUGGAUGAGCCAUAACUUCCAAUUAAUGCGUUUUCAUUUAGGCAAUGUAUUAUGCGAUGUUUGUCAUAAAAAUUGUUCCGAUCUAUUGAAUCCACCAAAAGCACUGGAAUGCUUGAAUUGUCGUCUUCGAAUCCACUUUGAUCAUGUUGAUAAGCAUGAAAAGUUCACCUCGUGUCAUAAUGCUGCAAACGUUCGCUAUCUACGUAUGUCAAAUUCAGCGGUGAAAAAAAAUUACAGCAAACAACAACAAGAUCCAGAACAAAUAUCAUUAUUAAUUGAUGCGGAUGUCUCGUUAACUGGAGGAGAUGGUGGUGGUGGUUCUACAACAAGCAGUAAUAGCAGUAAUAAUAAUAUUCUACAGUAUAUGAGUCCAAUGAAACCGAUUUAUCGUAGUAUGCGAGCUGGUUCUCUCGGUCCAUCAACAAUUCAACAAGGCAGUAUCACUACAAAUCAACGAUCCGAUAGUCUGAAUUAUCUACAAUAUUCAUUUCGUAAAAAAAUUACUGGCGGUUCCCGUGCUGGUGGAGGGACUUCAUCAACACCUAAGAAUAAUAAUAAUAAAUCACCACGUUCUGCUUCACCAGCUCUUGUCUUCCCAAAAUUUGAAGAUCGAUAA
Messenger RNA from Trichobilharzia szidati, 4230 nucleotides. NCBI's taxonomy places the organism in Eukaryota, Metazoa, Platyhelminthes, Trematoda, Strigeidida, Schistosomatidae. The record is from the annotation of a GenBank genome assembly.